Necator americanus (New World hookworm) is the source of this 1323-nucleotide messenger RNA. RefSeq lists its product as uncharacterized. The transcript has 13 exons. The coding region runs from base 1 to 1323 and encodes 440 amino acids. NCBI's taxonomy places the organism in Eukaryota, Metazoa, Nematoda, Chromadorea, Rhabditida, Ancylostomatidae. The record is from RefSeq and is a predicted model, not a curated record.
AUGGUGCAGACGAUAUUCCCUGUGAACCUCUAUGACCUUCAGCACAGUCCCGAUGUGGUUCAUAAAGCUGCAACCCUGGGCUGCAUCUUUCUUACACUGGUCGCUGAAGCUGGCACCGCAGCAGUACCUAAGUCUUUUGGAUGUCGGAACUCGUUAAUUUCGGAUGAAUGGAGAGCCAUGGUUCUGACGUUUCACAAUGAUAAAAGAAAAACUCUAGCACGUGGAGACCAGCCAGGCAAGGACGGGAAUAAACUGAGUCCUGCUAAGCAAAUGAAUGAACUGACAUGGGAUUGCAACCUGGAACGUUUCGCUACUGACGCUGCUGCUCAGUGUAAAGACUACGAUGAUCCUCAACGUGGUGUCAAUCAGAAGACCAUCUCUGUCGCUUCUGCUUGCAAUAUUACUAAAGAAACGGAAACUGUGCUCAAUGAAUGGUGGAACGAAGUAACGGUAGUUGGUUUGGGUGCUGAUCUAAAGUACACCGACAACUCGGGUCUGGAAGAGUUUGCAAAUAUGGCCUACUUCGAACCGAAUGCCUUCGCGUGUAGUUACGCAAAAUGCACCAGCGAAAUACGACUGCUCUGUUUAUACAACAAACUGGGUAAGGUGAACGAUCAGGCACUGUAUGAAGCAGCUGCAAAUGCCGACGCAGCGUGCGAUGGCUGUCCUGCAGACGCGCCAUGUGAGGCCAGACUCUGCCAGCCCAAAUUUACCAUAGCCGCUAACGAUGACCAAUGCGCGGAUGAUGGAAUGACAAAUGACAUGACGAACUCGGCCCUCUACAUGCACAACUACUACAGAGGGCUACUGGGCACAGGAUGGGCAGAAGAUAAAAUAAGUACUUAUGCUCCUCUGGCGAAAGCGAUGCCUCAGUUGAAUUACGAAUGUGGCACUAUUGCUAAAGAAGCUAAAGAUAGAGCUCAAGCGUGUAAAGAAACUCCUGAUGAUCCAACUGCGCCACGCUCCCAAAAUUACCUAGUAAUUAAAGACCUAAGCAUGGACAAAGAAGAUGCCCUGAAGCAGGCAAUUUCCACAUGGUGGAAAGAACUUGCUGACGUAGGGCUUGGUGAAGAUACUACGUAUAAAGCCGCAAUGAAGAACACGCUAGGACAAUUUGCUAAUAUGGCUUAUGAUCAAACGAAGCAAGUUGGGUGCAGCGUAGAGACGUGCACAAAGCAGGGAUUCACUUUGGUUGUUUGUCAGUACGAUAAACUAAUUAGUGAUGGAAAGAAGAUUUACGAGACCGGCAAGAGUGGCGAUAAAGCGUGUGCGGGCUGCGCCACCACGAAGUGCGGAGAUCUGCAAGGGUUAUGCGCUCCAUGA